AUGCACUGUCUUCACAACACUCUAUUCACCCAUGCCCAAUCCCUUCCUGUUCCUUGUGAUGAUUGGUUCCUGCAGUCGCCCAAAGAGGUGGUCGGUUUUGAUCGGCCUGUAGUGGCCAUUGCAGCUGCUGCGUUCCAUUCAGCUGCCAUAGAUGAGGCCGGCCAAAUGUACCUGUGGGGCGGCAAUGCCGCCCGCCAGCUUGGACUCGGCUCACGCGGCCCAUCCAAGGUGCAUUCGCCCCGUGUGCCAGAGGCGCUGGUAGGAGUGAGCAUUCAACACAUGGCACUUGGGGGCCAACACACCCUCGCUGUCACAGCCGACGGGCAGCUGCUCUCAUGGGGAAAGGGUCUGUUGGGUCACGGUCCUCUGCCGCUCUUCUCCCGCCUCUCCAGGAAAUCCAGUGAGUCCAUCCCGCGACUCGUUAAGGCCACGGCAAAUACCAAGGUCGUUCACGUGGCAGCAGGCCUGAUGCACUCGGCAUGUGUUGAUGACAGUGGCCGCCUGUUCAUGUUUGGGGGAAACAGAUUCUCUCAGCUGGGGCUGGGGGAUGAGAAGGAUCGGGAGGAACCGGUGGAGCUGACAUCUCUUCAGCAUGCUGUAACCGAUGUGGCAUGUGGUGGUUACCACACCGCUGCUGUCACAGGGGCUGGGCACCUAUUCACGUGGGGAGCGAACGAGUAUGGCUGCCUUGGCCACGGCCCCCGUCAUGCACCCUCGUCAGCAGUCCCAGUGAGGGUGGCAGGCAGGUUGGCAGGGAAGCAGGUGCUGCAGGUGUCGUGUGGGUGGAAGCACACCGCAGCUCUAGCUAGUGGUGCUGAUGAGGGGGAAGGGCAAUCAUUGCGGGCGGCAACGGUCGGCAAGCUGUUCACAUGGGGUUGGGGCGGUUCCCAAGGAUCACACGCUGUGGAAUCAAGGUCCACAGGAGGCCAAUUGGUAUGUGGUGGUAGUGGAAUAUUGGACGUGGUGCAAUUCGGUUCUGUGGAUGUGGCCAUGUGCUCUUGA
Closterium sp. Naga37s-1 is the source of this 1002-nucleotide messenger RNA. Lineage: Eukaryota; Viridiplantae; Streptophyta; Zygnematophyceae; Desmidiales; Closteriaceae. The record is from the annotation of a GenBank genome assembly.